This is a messenger RNA of Ambispora leptoticha, 155 nucleotides long. NCBI's taxonomy places the organism in Eukaryota, Fungi, Glomeromycota, Glomeromycetes, Archaeosporales, Ambisporaceae. The record is from the annotation of a GenBank genome assembly.
AUGAAGUUAUUGGUUCAGCUAUUACAGAAUCCGAUAAUACAGUUGAAGAUUCUGUUAAUAAAAACUUUAUUAAUUCAUCCAAAAAACUCAAAUAUCCACGCCUUGUCAAAGACAAUCUAAAAUGGAAUUCUAUGUGGAAAAAAACUUAUCCAUGA